GUGUUUGAGCCCCCCAUGUCCCCCGUGCCGGCAGAGCCGGAGCCGGUGCAGUCCCAGGUGAGCAAGACGGGCAAGUACGUCCCUCCCAGCCUGAGGGACGGCGCCAGCCGCAGAGGGGAGUCCAUGCAGCCCAACCGCAGGGCCGACGACAAUGCCACCAUCCGCGUCACCAACCUGUCCGAGGACACGCGCGAGACCGACCUGCAGGAGCUCUUCCGGCCCUUCGGCUCCAUCUCCCGCAUCUACCUGGCCAAGGACAAGACCACCGGACAGUCCAAGGGCUUUGCCUUCAUCAGCUUCCACCGGCGCGAGGACGCCGCCCGCGCCAUCGCCGGCGUCUCCGGCUUCGGAUACGACCACCUCAUCCUCAACGUGGAGUGGGCCAAACCCUCCACCAACUGAUCGGGCGCCGCUCCCAGCGGGAUCCCAGC
This is a messenger RNA of Neopelma chrysocephalum (saffron-crested tyrant-manakin), 431 nucleotides long. RefSeq names its product eukaryotic translation initiation factor 3 subunit G-B. Gene Ontology annotation, molecular function: RNA binding. NCBI's taxonomy places the organism in Eukaryota, Metazoa, Chordata, Aves, Passeriformes, Pipridae. The transcript has 4 exons. Bases 16 to 402 code for a protein of 128 amino acids. The record is from RefSeq and is a predicted model, not a curated record.